Molecule: messenger RNA, 1263 nt
Organism: Daphnia pulicaria
Lineage: Eukaryota; Metazoa; Arthropoda; Branchiopoda; Diplostraca; Daphniidae
Product: exosome complex component RRP42-like
Exons: 5
Coding region: 121-534 (137 amino acids)
Source: RefSeq, a predicted model, not a curated record
UUUACGAUGUGAUGGUAGAACAAUGCUGGAUUAUCACCCUAUAAUUCUUGAAACUACAUUAGUUUCCAAUGCCAGUGGAUCGGCAAGGCUGAGACUUGCAAACUCAUCAACAUCUGGAAAAUGAAAUUUGCAAAUUCCUACAAAGAUCCUAUGCUUCAGAUCAUGAAUCAAUGUGGAGGGAACCCUUAUGAUGCAGUGUCAUUGGCUGAGAAAUCGGCCCUUUAUGCAACACAAAUUCCAUCUAUUAAAAAAGCAACCAUGGACGGAUAUCAACAUGAACUGGAGCUCUCAGAUGAUCCUUAUGAUACCAAGAGACUAAACACAGAGAACAUUCCUUGUGUACUGACUUUGAUGAAGGAGGUGGUGUCCUGGUGGCACGUUGCGAACAUGACGCUGUCACCGUUGGAUCGGCUGGUGAUAACCAAUUUAUCAACAUCAAAGCUCUUAAUGAAUGGGACUCAAGGUUGUCUGGUGAAGUCGAAUGGCGCCAGAAACUGGACACUCAGCGAGGUGCUGUUCAGGCCAACGAGCUGAAGAAUAAUGCAUGCAAGCUAGCAAAAUGGACUGUGCAAGCUCUGCUCGCCAACUCUGAUUGGAUUAAAUUCGGAUAUGUUUCACGUAUGCACUUACGAGAUACAUCGCGUCGUGUAAUCCUUGGAACACAGCAGUUCCACCUGUCAGAUUUCGCAUCGCAAAUCAACCUUAAUAUCGACAAUGCUUGGGGCAUUCUCCGUUGGAUUAAUGAUUUGUGUAUGAAGGAAGAGGAUGGCAAAUAUUUGUUGGUGAAGGAUCCUAACAAGCCCGUCAUCCGCCUUUACAAGGUGCCCGAUAACACGUUUGAGAGCGACGAUGAAGCAUUUUUCGGAGAAGGAGAAGGUUUGAAACCAAUCAAUAUCGUAACGUGCGUGUGUAACUGCUGGCUUACUUUUAUUGCUUGGGUGUUGGCCUCUCUUUUUUUUUACUAGCAAAGAUUAAAUAAACACGUCCAAGCAGUUAAUCAAAUUUCCCUACAUUUGUACGCCGUGUUACGUUUUGCUUGAAUUCGAAGCUCGAGCUUUGUAUUUAUGUAUAAUAUCUAACCACUAGUGGAAGUGCUUGGCUUCUUGGGGGAAAAAAACCUAAUUAGAUAUGCGACAUGACUUAAGGUAGUUUUAAAAAAGGCGCUAUAAAACGCAUGAUUUCAUAACGACAACUACGAAAUGGUAAAUAACAAUGUAUUCAUUUUUUACACAUGAAUAGAAGACGAGUAACGGCUGAUACAAA